AUGAUCUACAAUGAUUUGAAAAUGAUAUAAGAUGAGGAAUCAAAUGAAUAAACUCACUAAUUUUCUGAGUCAGAUAAGUAAAAACUAUUUGCUUCAAAGACUAAAAGAGAAACUAGCAAGGCUACUUCAAAAGCAAUCUUAACAGAGCAAGGAGAAUAUGAAGGGAUGUGGAAAAGAGAUGUUAGAGAGGGAUUUGGAGUGAUGAAAUGGAUUGACGGAUCUAGAUUUGAAGGGGAAUGGAGAAACGAUUAAAGGAAAAAAGGGAAAAUGAUUAUGACAGAAGGAAAUGUAUAUGAAGGAGAAUUUCUUAACGACAAAUAUCACGGAAAAGGUAAAAUUAUAAUGAGAGCGAUGGGAAGAAAUACUGAUGGGCAAGAAAAUAAGAAAUUUUUUUAUGGAAUUUUUGAACAAGGAAAAGUACCAGCCUAAGGAAAGAUUGAGUAUUCUGAAAAUGGAAAUGUAUACUAUGGUGGCCAUUAAGAUUUUGAAAAAUAGGGGUAUGGGUAUUUAUUUUCUAUGGAUGGUACUAAAUAUCAAGGGGAGUUUCUCGAUGAUAGGAAAGAAGGUGUUGGUUUAAUUCUCUACCCAAAUGGGGACUAUUAUCAUGGAUAAUUCAUCAGUGAUAAGAAAGAAGGAGUUGGGCGAUAGUACUUUAAAACUGAAAAUUGUCGAGUUUAUGAAGGUAAUUGGGCAAAAGAUGAAAGAAAUGGAGAGGGAUUCUUAAUUGAUCCUUUAUAAUAAGUAAUAAUUAAAGGUCAUUGGAGGCAAGGGAAAAUAGAUGGAAAGACAGUUGUUAUGAAUAUGAAUGAUUUAGGUUAAAUUCAAUUGCUAAGAGAUCAUGGUAUAGAAAUUUCAACUGAUUUAAAAGAGGCAUUUAAGAUACCUGACUAUGGCUCUUUAAAUAUUAUAUUUUUAAUCAAAGCAUUAAUAUCAAAUAUGCCGAAAAAAGAUUAGUAAGGGUAUUAUGGAUUCGAUUCAUCAGGUCUUGAGAAAGCUGCUCAGGCUGCUAAAUAUCUUGAUCAAAGCCCCAAUGCAAAAUAAGCAUUCGAACUUGCACUAAAGAAAGAAGAGACUAAGCAAUUGGAGCUUUAAGAAAAUACUAAGAAAUUAGAAUUAUAGAAAACUUAAAUACAAGAAGAAGAAAGACGUAAAACUAUUCAAUAUGAGUCAGAGAUGGCAAAGCGUAGAGCAGAAUAUUAAGUUCAAUUAGAAUUGCAAAGAGAUCAGGAAAAAUUAAGAUAAAAGGAAGAGAUGCGUGAAAUGAGAAGAUUGAGGGAUGAAGAUAGCACUUAGAAGCAAGAAUAAUUGAGAAGAUAAACUGUUGAAUACGAGUAUCAAUAGAAAUAAUAAUUAUUUGCUUAUUAGUAAUAACUGAAAGCUGCUGUAGAGAAAUAAAGACUAGAGGAAUAAAACAAACAAAAUUUAAGGUAAUUACAAGAGUAGGAGGCGAUCAAGAAUGAUUUCUUAAUGAGAAAGACUGCACUUUAGAAUUAAGCUGCAAUGGAAUAGCUGGAAGCAAAGCACAGAUAAAAACUAGAUAUUGAUGCAAUGAAGUAAUAGAGAAUGAGAGAUGAGUUAAAUGCUCAGGAAAAUUUAAGUAAAGGAAAUCAGCAAUUUGUCUCUGAAUUAUUUGAUAAAGCUGAAAAGGAAAGAAGAGAAACUCAAAGAUAGAAUAUCAUCACUGCUUUCAAUAUGUUAGGUGGAAGUGCCUCCUCAGUGUUUAUGAAUCCUAAGUUUUUAGGCAGAGCUACUUAUCUAUUAUUAGUAGGAUUUGGAGCUUUCCAUUUCACAAGACUUGCUCUUGCUAUGUUUACCACACUAAUUCUAGCUAGAUUUGGUAAGCCAACACUGGUUCGUGAAACAUCUAAAAUUCACACAAGAAAUUACAUAAUGAUCCCUUAUUUAUAUGCAAGAAAAUUCUUCCACUAAAAAAUGAGAAGAACUGAAAAAGAUCUUUUAGAAGGUGUCAUUUUAGAGAAAAAUCUUGAAGAGCAAUUGAGAGAGAUUUCCUAUGCUGUUUUAAACAGAAAGAAGCAUUUUGCUCCAUCAAAGAAUCUCAUGUUUUAUGGUCCUCCAGGUACAGGUAAAACAAUGUUCGCAAAAAAGCUAGCUAUGAAAUCAGGACUAGAAUAUGCAGUGAUGGUAGGUUCAGAUAUCGCUCCACUAGGUCCUCUCGCUGUAAGAGAAUUAAAUAAACUUUUUGACUGGGCUGAGCAAUAAAAAGGUGGAAUUAUUCUAUUCAUCGAUGAGGCUGAUGCCUUUCUGAGAAACAGAAAAUAAAGCGAAAUGAGUGAGUAUAUGAGACAUACUAUCAACUCAUUCCUCUAUAGAACUGGUUCACCUUCAGACAACGUUUUGAUUGUUCUAGCAACAAAUUCUCCAGAGUAGCUCGAUGAAGCUGUUCAUGAUCGUAUUGAUGAAAUCGUUGGAUUUGGCCUGCCAUCAGUUAAUGAGAGAAGAAUUAUGCUUUUCCAUUAUUUAGUUAGGUAUUGUCAACCUCCUGUCACUUAAACAGAGUUAAUUAAAUUCUAUUAUCAACAUCCCAGAGCAGUUUACACUGGCAAAAAGCUAAUUAGAAUGGAAGGUGUGUCUGCAGAUAUAAUACAAGAAAUCGCUGAAUAGACAGAAGGAUUCAGCGGUAGAGAAAUUCAAAAGAUGGUUGUUGCCUGGCAUGAUGCAGCUUUUACUCUUCCAGAGCCAAUCCUGACUCCAGAUAUCAUGAGAAAGAUUUUGAGCAAGUUCCAUCUGUAACAUAAACUCAAGAAAACUUGGACUAAAGAUGAGGGAAUGCUCUAUGAAAAACUGCUUUUCUUAGAUGAGUCUCAUGUUGGCUCAACUCAAGAAUAAGAAAAAGAUCAAGAAAUGUUAAAGUAAUAACAAGAACUAGCUAAAUAAAUAGACGAGGAGAGAUUAAAGAUUAAAGAAAUUAGAUAGACUCAAUAGCUUUGA
Molecule: messenger RNA, 2949 nt
Organism: Stylonychia lemnae
Lineage: Eukaryota; Ciliophora; Spirotrichea; Sporadotrichida; Oxytrichidae
Source: the annotation of a GenBank genome assembly